AUGGGUCUGGUAGACUAUUCAGAAUCCUCAGGGUCAGAGAACGAGGCACCCGUCAAGCCAACCGUCUCGAAGCCCGCAUCCUCCGCCACUGGCAAGAAGCCUUUCCAAAAAGUCGUCGACAGGUCGAACCCAGGCAAGAUCGUCGUCAGUCUACCAUCAACGCAAUCCGAAGCCCCGACACCAUCCCUCUCGAACGACGAACCGCCAGCAAAACGCGCACGCACCGGAAACGGCGGCGGUCGAUUCAGCGGCUUCAACUCUUUCCUUCCGGCUCCCAAGAACGCCGCAAAAGCUGCUGCUUCGGCGCAAAGUAGCAGCGGCGGCAGCGGCAGCUCGUCGCGGCCAGCAUUCCAGCUCAAGACGGGGGCAGAGCCUGGAUUCAGCAGAGAGAGAGGGUCAGACACGGAUGGAUUGCCCGGUACCACUGGCGGCGGGAUCAGGCUGCCCGCGCCCAAAGCACAGGCUCAACCUUCGAUACCGGAGGGGAUGAAACCCGCAGACGAGGUCAAACUGGUGGGGAGGCCGAUGAUGUUCAAGCCUCUCUCCGUGGCCAGGAAGUCCAAGAAGAAGACGGUUGCCUCAAUGUCUCCAGCAGUGACGACACCGAAACCUGCGUCGGCAGUGACCCAACCGCUGGAGGCCAAGGACAAACCCGCAUCGGCGCCGGCGCCGGCGCCAGCACCAAAGAAGGUCUCCCUCUUCUCCAUAGAGACCGAGGAGACGCCAGCAGAAUUCGACACCGCAGCAGGAACCAGCGGCGGCGCAUACGAGCCGCUCUUUGAAACACAACAGCCGGCAGCGGCAGCGGACAACGGCUACGCAGAAUACGCGGCAGAAGCAAACUUCACGGCCCCGACGACGGCGCCCAACACGUCAGACUCCCUCGACACCAUCGCCAACGACCUGAACCUGUCGGCGGCCGCCAGGCGCGAGCUGUUCGGCCGACAAAAGGGCGGCAGCGCCGGCGGCGCGCCGCAGAUGGCGUCGAGGGUCAUCAACUUCAACACGGACCAGGAGUAUAGGCACAACGAGGAGAUCCGCGCCUCGGGACAGCAGCAGAUCCACAACCCCGUACGAGCCAUCGCGCCGGGCAAGCACAGCCUGCAACAACUCGUCAACCAGGUGCAGAACCAGCGCGAGGCCCUCGAGGACAGCUUUGCAAAGGGGAAGAGCAACAGGAAGGAGGCGUCGAGUCGGUACGGAUGGUAG
Molecule: messenger RNA, 1209 nt
Organism: Colletotrichum orchidophilum
Lineage: Eukaryota; Fungi; Ascomycota; Sordariomycetes; Glomerellales; Glomerellaceae
Exons: 1
Coding region: 1-1209 (402 amino acids)
Cellular component (GO): nucleus
Source: RefSeq, a predicted model, not a curated record